This is a messenger RNA of Rhodamnia argentea, 1809 nucleotides long. Its product is annotated as protein ACCELERATED CELL DEATH 6-like. Lineage: Eukaryota; Viridiplantae; Streptophyta; Magnoliopsida; Myrtales; Myrtaceae. Gene Ontology annotation, molecular function: protein phosphatase regulator activity; protein phosphatase 1 binding. Gene Ontology annotation, cellular component: plasma membrane. The transcript is spliced from 3 exons. The record is from RefSeq and is a predicted model, not a curated record. Bases 52 to 1809 code for a protein of 585 amino acids.
AUCAUCAUCUAUAGAAUUGGAGCAACAUAAGUUUAUUCCUCUCCCAAGAAAAUGGAUCCGAGGCUGUACCGAUAUGCAAACUCCGGUGAUAUUCACUCCCUCAAGGAGCUUCUCGAUAGAGAUCCGAGCAUACUCCUGAGGUGCACUCCUCAAGGAAACAUGGUCCUCCAUGUUGCUGCUAGAUCCGGAAAAAUGACGGUUUUUGUGGAGAUCCAUCGUCGAUGCAAGUCCCUUCUCAUGAAGCCGAAUUCUGAGGGAGACACUCCUCUUCAUGUGGCUUCACGGGCUGGCCAUCUUUCUGUUGUGAAGUUUCUAGUCAUAGAGAUCACAUCCACCUCUCCUUAUCAGCUAGACAUUGAAAGCGGCUGCAACUGCAACUUCGAGAUGCUAAGAUGGGGAAACAGAAGGAACAAUACAGCCCUGCAUGAGGCGAUCAAAAAUGGUCACUCACGAGUGGCUAAGUUGUUAAUAAACGCCGAUUCUUACCUUGUACUUUGCGAAAAUUGUGCAGGAGAAUCCCCACUGUACCUGGCUGCUAGAGGGGGCAUGAAAGAGAUUGUAGAUUGGAUCUUGACAUCGUGCCCUUUAUCUGCCCAUGGUGGAUCUGAUGGUCAGACAGCUUUGCACGCUGCUGUGAGCGCGAGACAUUCAGAUAUAGUGGAAACCCUCCUAGGAGCAAAGCCGGAGCUGAUCAAAGAAGCUGACCACCAUGGCAAGACCCCUCUCUACUAUGCAGCUUUUUCUGGAUACCACAAAUUGGUCCAACAACUGUUAGAGCUCGGUAUCUCGACUGUAUAUGCAGUUGAUAGAGACGGUCUUUCGUCACUUCAUGCAGCAGCAAGUAAUGGACAUGCCAGGGUUCUAAAGGAGAUUAUUGGGCAAUGCCCAGAUGCUGGAGAAUUGGUCGACCUAAAGGGCCAAAACAUUCUUCAUGUUGCAGUCCUAAGCGGCAGAGCAAAUGUUGUCAGAUGCAUAUUGGAAACCGUCGAGCUCGAGGGACUAAUAAACCAGCCCGAUCACAACGGCAACACUCCUUUGCAUCUAACUAUCAUGGAAAGGAGAAGUUGGAUUGCAGCUUACAUGUUGCAGGAUGUGAGAGUUGAUCAAACAGCUCGGAACAUAAAAGGCGAAACCGCCUUCGACAUAGAGGAGCUAACCAAGGAAACACGUGUAAUUCCUUCAGUCGCGAUGGUGAAAUGGCGACGAUUAUGCCUCCCGCAUCAUUGGAAUUUCUGGGGAGGAUUUCUCCCCAGUACAGAUGACCAAAGAGCUUGUGCCUUGGAUUCAGAACAAACUUACAAGCAAAACUGUCAGACAUUAUUGAUGGUCGCGACGCUCAUCACAACCGUGACGUUUGCAGCCGCUUUCACAAUGCCCGGGGGUUAUAACAAUAACGCUGGCCCGGGACAAGGAGUGGCCCUUCUCCGGUCAAGCAGUCAUCUCAAGUGGUUCAUCAUAUCUGACACCAUUGCGAUGACCUGUUCAAUAAUGGCCGCUUCUGUCAUACUCUGGGGCGCUGCUUUCGGGAGGAGACCUUUUGUGCACUGCUACGUGAUCGCAGCUGUGCUGACAUGCAUCGCACUGCAGUCGACUGCAAUAUCGUUCGUGACGGGUCUUGUGGCUGUUUUACCUGACCAAACAUAUGUGUGCACCGUGAGCCACGUAGUCGGCAGUGUCUUCCUUGUUAACACCGGCUUGUUUCUUUUCAGACUCGCACAGAUUUUUUCCUUCUCUGAGAUCUGCCUCUCCGUGAUCUCCCGCCUCGGAGGGCUCAAGUGCAUCAUCAAUUCCCACGUAGCAAAAGAAUGA